Trypanosoma cruzi is the source of this 342-nucleotide messenger RNA. Its product is annotated as surface protease GP63, putative. The transcript has a single exon. NCBI's taxonomy places the organism in Eukaryota, Euglenozoa, Kinetoplastea, Trypanosomatida, Trypanosomatidae. The record is from RefSeq and is a predicted model, not a curated record. The coding region runs from base 1 to 342 and encodes 113 amino acids.
AUGGGGGGGGAAGAACAAUCCGCGCCGGAGGAGGGAGCAAACCCAACAACCCUGCAGUCAAGGGAGACCACUGAAGAUGGUGAUGCGCAGCCAGUACAAGAAAGCAUGGCGCCUCUGGCUGGAAGUGAGGGAUUGCUGCCCAAACAAAGCGAGGCCCCUGUUCCAGAAAAUAACCACUCCGAAUCCGGGAGCGGCGCGACCCAAGAGGACCGCCUCGCCCUGCUCAACGACGCGAAACUGAUACUGCGUGAUUGGAAUGUCGACAGUACUGCGCGUGUGUGCGUGUCGCGGGUUUCGAUGCUUCUUCUUCUGGGACUGUGUGGAGCUGUGGCAGUAUUGUGA